Macrobrachium nipponense is the source of this 3440-nucleotide messenger RNA. RefSeq names its product succinate dehydrogenase assembly factor 3, mitochondrial-like (gene Sdhaf3). Bases 133 to 528 code for a protein of 131 amino acids. Lineage: Eukaryota; Metazoa; Arthropoda; Malacostraca; Decapoda; Palaemonidae. The transcript is spliced from 4 exons. Gene Ontology annotation, biological process: mitochondrial respiratory chain complex II assembly; succinate metabolic process. Gene Ontology annotation, cellular component: mitochondrion; mitochondrial intermembrane space. The record is from RefSeq and is a predicted model, not a curated record.
GCUAGGCUUACUUCUCUUACCUAGUUACCUAAGCUAGGCCUAUCAGACGAAUUGUUAUUGGAGUAAAGGAAGUGUACCUAUGUUUUAAAAUUGGUAAUUUACCAUACUUUUGAUGGUCUAUUCUUAUUUAUCAUGGUGAUAAACAUGGGUGGAGCAAAGGUUGCACAGCAGGCUUUCACACAUCACCAACGAGUUCGACUUUUGUAUAAGACGAUUCUAAAGUUACAUCGAGGGAUGCCCCUUGAACUUCAAGCCCUAGGUGACCAGUAUGCCCGAGAUGAGUUCAAAAGGCAUAAAGAUGCAACUACCGAACAGGCAAAUACCUUUAUGGUGGAAUGGACUAACUACGCUAUCACUCUGGCCAGACAGCUUGGUUUACGUGGGGCUCACACUGCUCGCUCUCUUGGUAUGCAGUUGAAGGAGGGAGACUUAGAUGAUUUUAAUGUUGAGCAGAUAAAUCAGUUGUAUGAGUUAUAUGAAGCAGCAACAGUGAAAGAAACAGAAGGUCAUUACAUGAAAGCAAUCUGAGUCUUGAAAUUUUGGGGUUUUUAAGGUAAAGUGGGGAAAGGAACAAUGGGAAGUCUUACCCAAAAAUAUGUAAAGCCAUUACCUUCGAUAAUUGAAAUUGUAAGAAUUGAGGGAAACAAAUACAAAAUGGAAUAUGGAGUGGCCUUAGGUACCUCUGCUUGUCCUUCUUCCUUCCAUCUUUAGAUUUACAUGUCAUAAUAUCCAACAAAGUGUGGGCCAGUGCUGGGUCAGAAACACAGCCGGCUAGGUCAUCCCAGCAUGAAGCUCUGAAUUCUCACCUCGAAAUACUAUGACUGCCUCUAGUUUUUCUUAAUUCAUCUGUUCCACUAGUACCAAUUAGUCUCUGGUCCUGUCAAAUUGCAUCCAUUUCACAGGCAUAGAAGGUGUAUUUGUCACUGUUGCCAGUAGAAUACUUAGUCACUUCAUUUUAGGUCUGCAGGAGCAUUACUAAUCUCUAAUCAUGUUUAAAGUCUUCUCUGGGGCUUCAUUGAGGCUUCUCCAGCCAUAUCAGAAGAGGAGACGUCCUGGAAGACAAUACAAGAGAGCUAGCACAUGGCACCCUCCUAUCAAACAAAACAUGUGCUUUUCUUAUAAAACCACAACUCUCGUCCAGGCGGUUUUAAGAAAGACUGACAUUCUGAUGUGGGUGCGUGGUCCUUGACCAUUCUUCACCCGAUAUACGCACGCAUUGCCAGAUCUCACAAGAUUCCUUGCUUCCAUCUGCAAUUUAACCGGAUCCAGCUAGAAAUUACCCUAUUGUUAAGGCCUCAGAUUUGUAGCUAUGAAAAAUACUAAUUGUCUUAGAAAAUUUGUCAUGUUAAUUAUCUACUUUCUCCUUUUUGCCAAACCUGCCCCACUGCCUGGUGUAGUUGGAAGUCAAGUUGCUUUCCUUUGAGGUCUCAUGGUCACUUUUGCAUCCAGCAGCUGGUUUCCUGUGAUCUGUAACUGUGGUCGAAGAUGGUAGCGUACUAGAUGGUCUUCUUGACUUAUCAGUGCUGGUGCCAGCUUCAUGAGAUUGAGCAUCCAAAAAGUCACUGAUAGUGUUAAGUAAAGAACAGUAGCAGUAGAAUGUUCUCAGUAGUCUUUCUCUUCUGUUGUGGCUUACCAUCUUAGCCAUGUCAUGGUCACAAUUGUGAAUUGAUUACAAUAACUAAAAAAUGUACUUGUACAUUGCUAAAAACUGCAGAGAAUUGAAGUAGGUCCUUGACUUACAGUGGGGUUCUGUUCCAGCCCCAUGCUGUAAGUUGAUUUCCAGCGUAAGUUGGUGUUUCACCAUUAAUGGUGCACACGGUGCCAUAACUUGAUGUUUGGUGCUGUAACUUGAUGAUGCAACACAGUAAAACACCGUUAAUGGUGCUGAGAAAGCGCUGUAUGAUUGAAUUGGCUGUAAGUCAGUGUCGCUGUAAGUCAGUGACAUACUGUAAUUUGUAGGAUAAAUAAUUUUGCAACUACUGUGCUGAGUAUUAACUGCACCCUGAAGUCUCAACCCAAGAUGGACACUCAUGAAGGAUAAACAUCUGUUGCGGAGAAGAAAUCAUGCAUUCAUCACUUUACUGAGUAAAAAGAAGUGAAUAGGCAUGGGAAAGAAGGAUGAAUUAGACAUUGACUUACGAUGUAAUGAUAAGAAUGCUGAAAAUAGUGUUUCUGCAGUGAGGAAAUAGUUGUGGGGUGCUGGACAGAGCUGACAGGGUUGGAGGCUGAAGAGAAAACUUUCAACAACAUUUGAGGUCACCACAGCUUUAAAGUAUGCCCACUUAGAAUUAGGCUAGUAAUCUGAAAACACAUUAAAGAGUUUGCUUCCUGAAGGCUCACUUUCAUAGCAGAAAAUUUUGACAUAGUAUUUUCGUUAUUAUAAGUUUUUGAUUCCUUGAAUUAAAAGAAACUUUUUUUUCAUUAAAGAGUUUCUUUCUGUUUUUGAAGUAUUGAUUUUCAUUCAUUUAUUAUACUGAAGCAACAAUUGAAAUUAUAGUUUUGAAAUUUGUAGUUUUCUUAUUUAUUAACUUGUAAUGACUGGAACUUGUUUUUGAUGAUAUUUGGUUAUAGAAUACUAUGCAUGUGACUAUAACUUUGUAUACAAUGAAUAGAAAAUUAUUCAGACUACUAUUUUUAUUACUUGUGCAUCAGUGAAUUAAAAACUGAUUCUCUUAUCAAUAAUAAUUUGAAAAGCUCUUUAUAUUUUAACAUCUCUUGUCUGUGCACCAAACACCUAAAAGUUAACAUCAAAGAAACAUCUAGCAAAAACAAUAUUUAAACAGAAUGUAAAAAAAAUUAAUUGAUUUAGUGGCAAGCACAAAACUGGAAAAGCUGGAGACUUGGUUAAUAAACAUAAACAGCUGUGACAGGAAACUUGGAUGUAUCAUACGUUUUUUCUUGAGGCACAACUGUAUCCAAAUGCUCCCCCCCUUUGGGAGCAGACUAACAUUGUACAGUACCAACAUUCUAGAAAAUCUUAGUUAGCUUUCUUUCUCACCUUUUAUGUAUACAGUUAAUACAUAGAUUUCACAAACCUUUUUGUUUAUGUAAAUGUGUCCUUUUCAUUCUUUUAUAAUGAAAUACAGUAGUACCUCGAGAUACGAAAGGCUCAACUUACGAAAAAUCCAAGUUACGAAAGCAAAGACGAAAUAUUUUACUGCUCUAUAUACUAAAGUUUUUGAAGAUACGAAAGGUUUCUGAAAGUCCGAGAAUCGCCCCAUAACAAUUUUGAAACUCGCGCCGCACGCCGCCAUCUUAGUUAUAGUAGACUCACCACCAUCCUCCUGCUCUCCCAUUAGUUCCUGAUGCUAGCCAAGCCAUAAAUCCUUCUCUCUAAUUGGACAGCACCCCUCCCAUCAUGCAUCUUCUAUACAUACGUACUACGUGUUGGCGUGCUUUACCUCGGCCACUUCGCACCCGAAACUUUACCAUAUGCAAUC